Molecule: messenger RNA, 2201 nt
Organism: Spodoptera littoralis (African cotton leafworm)
Lineage: Eukaryota; Metazoa; Arthropoda; Insecta; Lepidoptera; Noctuidae
Source: the annotation of a GenBank genome assembly
AUGGCGGAUGGAGGCGUGGAUAUAGAUUUGUAUGCUGAUGAUAUUGAAGCAGAUUUUAAUCGUCAGGACGAGUUCGGCGGUGAAAAUGUGGAUUUGUACGACGACGUGAUCGCUGCACCACCCAACAAACCGGACGAUGUCGAUGGACCACCAAAUGCGGCACCCCAGCACCAGCAUCCACCGGAGGAGACGAACGGGAGCGUGAAUUAUCACAACAACGCAUCAAACCACGGCCAUCAUGGCCGCCGUUUUCAGCUAUACGUCGGCAACCUAACUUGGUGGGCGACGGAUCAAGACAUUGCUAACGCCAUCGCAGACAUUGGCGUUACUGAUUUUCAAGACGUGAAGUUCUUCGAGAAUAGGGCGAACGGACAGUCGAAGGGGUUCUGCGUCAUAUCCCUCGGCUCUGACCAGUCCAUUCGGAUGGUAAUGGACAGACUGCCCAAGAAAGAGAUACAUGGACAACAUCCUGUCGUCACUUUACCAACUAAGCAGGCCUUGAACCAGUUUGAGAGUCAGUCUAAGACUAGAUCGACACCACCUGGACCUAACAAUCCAGGUAUGAGAGGACCACACCCGGGCGGCCCGCCCGGUCCACACCCUGGAGAUUUCUUUGGCGGUGGUCCAAAUGGGCCAGGCCCCAACGGUCCGCGCAUGAUAAUGCCGGGCGGGGCGCCGCACCACCAACUGCGUGGGCCGGCUGGCGGUGCGCACGGGCCGCACGGUCCGCACGGGCCCCCGCACGGUCCGCCGCACCAUAUGCCGCAGCACCAAGGACCACCACCACACCACAUGCAGCACCAAGGACCUCCACCGCAUCAAGGCCCUCCACCAAGGGGACCACCUAUGCAGUUCCAAGGCCCACCUCAGCUACAACGCGGGCCUGGUGGUCCCGGAGGUCCAGGUGGUCCCGGCGGUCGUCCAGGACCGGACUGGGGACCGCGCGGGCCGCCGCAGCAGUUGCCCCCGCACCCACAACCACAAUACGGGCCUCCACAACAUCAGAUGCCUCAUCAAAUGCCACCACCCCACCCGGGCGGUGCGGGUGGUUUGCCCCCUGGCCACGCAAGUCUGGCCGGCGUGCCCCGGGGCCCGGCCCCCUUGCCCCAUCAUCCAGGUAUGCCCCCCUACCCAGGCGUGGGUGGCGGCGCCCCCGCCCCGCACGUGAACCCAGCCUUCUUCGCGCAACAACCGCCGGUACAACCACAGCCCGCUGUACAACCGCCACCGCAACCUGGGCCGCCUGGUCCAGGCGCACCAUACGGUCACCCAGCUCACGGCGCUCCACCACCGGCACAAGGACCACCGCCGGCUGCAAGACAACCAUAUGGAAGACCACCUCAGAACUACCCGGGCGCCGGCGAGGCAGGGCGCGGCGCGCACCACGGGCCCGGCAUGGGCGGAGCACACCCCGCGCACGCGCCGCACGCCCCGCACGCCCCGCACGCGCCGCACGCGCCCCACGCGGCCCACCCGCCACACGCGCCCACGCCGGCAUCAGCGAGGCUGAGUUUGAAGAAGUCAUGUCUCGCAACCGCACAGUAUCAUCCAGCGCCAUUGCCCGCGCUGUCAGCGACGCUGCGGCCGGAGAGUACGCCUCCGCUAUUGAGACUCUCGUCACUGCUAUAUCACUUAUCAAACAGAGCAAGGUCGCACACGACGAUAGGUGCAAGAUCCUAAUAUCAUCACUGCAAGAUACGCUGCAUGGCGUUGAAACUAAGUCAUAUGGUAGUGGGGAGAGAUCUCGGCGGUCUAGGUCGAGAGACCGCGAUGCACGCGCGCAUCACCGAACGCCCAGGCGGCGAGAGAGAUCUGCGAGCAGAUACCGCGACCGCAGCAGGGAUCGGGAGGAUCGCGACAGGUACAGGGAACGGUCGAGGGAACGUGAUCGUGAACGUGACCGCGAUGCGUAUUACAGAGACUACCGUGAGCGUGAACGCGACAGGUCUAGGUCUAGGGAAAGGGAACGUGCCGACCAUUACAACAGAGGUCAUAGCCGUGAAGAGAGUUCUACCACCAGGCCGCGCAAGUCGCCAGUAGAGCCGACAGCGGAGAGUGGUGCGGGAGAUGCUUCGGGAGCCAAGUCUCGCGCGGCGGGGGCGCCGUACUAUGACGAAAGAUACCGCGAGCGACGCGAGAGGGAGCCACCGCCGGCUGACCGCGAGCGAGACCGCGAGCAUCGCCGCGACGCGAGGCACUAG